Messenger RNA from Dichotomopilus funicola, 3495 nucleotides. RefSeq lists its product as uncharacterized. The record is from RefSeq and is a predicted model, not a curated record. Gene Ontology annotation, molecular function: protein heterodimerization activity; structural molecule activity. The coding region runs from base 1 to 3495 and encodes 1164 amino acids. NCBI's taxonomy places the organism in Eukaryota, Fungi, Ascomycota, Sordariomycetes, Sordariales, Chaetomiaceae. Gene Ontology annotation, cellular component: SLIK (SAGA-like) complex; SAGA complex. Gene Ontology annotation, biological process: regulation of transcription by RNA polymerase II. The transcript has 3 exons.
AUGUCCAUCACCAACGGCCAGCAUGCCUGGCAUGCGCCAAACUCUGGUUCGGCUAACGGCGCCAGAUUGCAUCAUCCCGUUGUGGAUGAUGGACCGGCGCGCAACCAGACGCCGAGCAACAACCAACUCGCGCUGAUGCCUGAGGCUGCCGAUGCAGAUGAUGACCGACGACGCGCCGAUUUCGCGAAUAUGUUCCGGCGCACCGAGGAAAGGCUCGCGCUAUUAUUUGGCGACGAUGGCCAGUACAACAGAACCGGCCUCGACUCCCUCAAACGCCCACCUACGCCCCCCACACCCCUGCUGCCCCUCGCGACCGACCACGCACCUGCACAAGAACCGCCCCGCAAGAAGGCGAAGCGCGUCAUUGACGAAGAUGAUUAUGGCGAUGAUGAUGAUGACGACGAAGAGGAUGAUGAGGACAGUGCCGGAGACACAGGAACACGUAUCACCUCGGCGGCUCAAACCUUCCGAUCGAAGCACACCAACGACACUGCUGCGAGGACCUUACUAUCGCCGUCCAAGUCCGGGAGUUCACCCGUCCACUCCAGCCCGUCGCCCGGGAGGCACCCCGGGAAAUCUCGGGACGAUGGAUCGCAAACACAAGCCAAGUCGUCUGAAGACGCGCGCAAGGAGUUAGAAGAGGCACGGAACGCCACGGAGCUGGCGGCUAAGCAGAGCUUCCACACCCUCUUUCACACGCUGGAAAAUGACCGGACGGCCAUGCUCGAGCAACAACAAUUGGAGGAGUCCGAGAAGCAACUGCAAGCCGAGAUGGACAAGACGACAACUCAAGGCCACACAAGUCAGCCGGGGCCGAACCAUGGGUCGUUGAGCAACGCCAACCUCGGCGCGUCGAGUCUCACUCUGAAGCACCUCAUUGCGAGGAUCGAUAUGCAACGCGAAAAAGUGCGCGCCUCGGAUGCUGAGCUCCGCUCGCUCAUGAACGAAGUCCGCAAGAACCGAAGCAAGUGGGCUAGCGAGGAGAACGUUGGCCAAGAGGAACUGUACGAGGCCCUUGAGAAGGUCCUCAGCGAGCUGAAGGCCCACACCGAGUACUCGACUCCGUUCCUAAACAGGGUCAACAAGAGGGAUGCUCCCGACUACUAUAACUUUAUCAAACAGCCUAUGGACCUCGGGACUAUGACCAAGAAGCUGAAGGGUCUCCAAUUCAAAUCCAAGGCCGAUUUCGUCUACGAUCUCAAUUUGAUCUGGGACAACUGCCUGCGCUACAACCACGACAUGAACCACCCACUUCGCCGCAUGGCUAAUGGCAUGCGUAGAGAGGCCGAGAAACUCGUCCCCCUCAUCCCAGAUGUCACCAUACGGCCGAGGGCUGAAGUGGAGGCCGAAGAGCGCCGGAAACAAAACGGCGGCGAAGACUUUGUCGACAGCGAUGACGACGAGCCGAUCAUGUCGUCUCGAGGGGGUCGCAAGGCCGGCACGAAAGGGGCAAACAAGUCCCGGAAAGCCCCUUCCGACCAGAAAGAAGGCAAAGAGGGGACCCCAAACGUGGAUCAGAAGCCAUUACUGCAGCUGAACGGAAUCCUCGCGAAGAACCAGCGCGAGGGCUCCGAGGUUGAUAGCAGCAAUGGCUUUGGCACACCACCAAUCGGCGGCGCUCUAACUCCCAGCGGCGCCAACGGUCACUCAGGUGUUAGUAAUGCUGACGCCAUGGACAUUGACGGCCCGUCGCUGAACGGCAUGGCGCUUGGCCAGGCACUUGGGGAAGCGGCGGAAGCAGCUUACGAAGACGAAGCCUAUAAGAUUUGGAAGCAGGUCACGAAGAAAGACCGUGCCCUUAUCGCUAAGGAACGUUACCAGCUGUUUGCGCACAACAAGCUCAACCUGGAAGUGCCCGCCCUCCUCCGGACGAAGGCCGGCAUGCGCCGCUUCUUCAAGUCCCGGAGGGAGGCCGAGGCUCUUGGCAUCAUCCACGGCUCGCACCUCGAUGCUUCCGCACCUGGCUCCAAGGACGGGGCCAAGGCUCCCGAGACGUUGGCUGAGGGUAUGGAGGACGACGCCGACCGAACAGUGCCGUCGUACUAUGAGCCCCUGACCAUCAUCCCGGACAUUGAUCCGAAGCUCCAGUGGAUCGAGGACGGCGAGGGACAGGUCAUAAACCAACAUGAAGACAUGCUCCGACUCAUCCCACCCGGGCACUUCAUCUCCCCUGAGAGCCGUCUCACGAGCAAGAUCGACGCCAAUAUCCGGCAGCUGCAGGAAACCCGUAAACUCUGUUCUAAGGUCGGCGUCAUCAAACAGAUGCAGAUCCAGACUCAUGUGUAUACCAACCAGUUCCCCAAGUACAACCCAGAACCCUUCUUCGAGUCGGACGUCGAACCGGCCUUCCUCGCUGGCGAGGGCCCCGUCAUGGCCGGAGAGACUUGCAGGUCCGCGAUGCAGCGGUCGGUGGCGAAGAUAUUCUACCACGCCGGUUUUGAAGAACUGCAGCCUUCGGCACUUGACACGAUGACGGAUAUUGCGGGUGACUACUUCCAAAAGCUCAUCCGCACCUUCAACGUCUACCGUGAGUCGGAGAAGAAGGGUGCAUCCGGCGUCUACGCGGAGAGGGGCGCUCAGUCGCAGCCACGGUUCACUCCCGAGGAGAUCAUUCUUCACACGCUCAACGAGAACGGCCACGAUGUCGAGGCGCUUGAGAGUUACGCCCGUGACGAGGUCGAUCGUCUGGGCAAUAAGCUCGGCCAGAUCCACGAGCGCAUGAAGGCUCACCUCGCUGACCUGCUCCGCCCUGCCCUCACCGACGGCGGUGCGGAUGGGUCUGGCGCCUUCAACGAUGGCAGCGAGCAGUUCGUGGGCGGUGACUUUGCCGAGGAGCUCGGCGAGGACUUCUUCGGGUUCAAGGCGCUCGGGCUGGAUAAGGACCUGGGCCUCGAGAUGCUUUCCGUCCCGCUGCACCUCCUGCAGUCGCGCGUGCGUAACCAGUACCAGAUGCAGACGCAGACGGUCGGCGGCCCAGUCGCGGCUGAUCUCUUCGAGCCCUUGCCGCCGUCGGAACCCGUCACGCGCGAGAACAUCCAGGAGCAGAUCGGCCUGGUCAAGAACUUCUUCUUAGCCAAACUGCAUGCUAACGGUGACACACCGUUGGUAGAGGACGAGGACCUCCCACCUAAACAACGCCGCGCCCGCCCGCGUCUCGGCGCGACCGGCAAGAUUGUCUCACCGCAGAAGCGCAGCCCCAAGGAGCAAAUUGCGCUGGCGAAGAAAAAGAAGAAGCUGGAGAGCGGUGCCGCGCAGAUCACGGAUGGUUUGAACGCUGCGACCGCGGCCGGUGGCAAGGGUGGCAGCGUGUCGCCUGAGAAGAAGAAACAGCAGCAGUCGCAGUCGAACCUCAAGGGCGGGCCGGUGUUGAAUAUGCCAUCGACGAGUAACGGGGUGGGAUUGGCGGCUGAUGUGACGGACGGAGCGAGCCAGGCGACGGAUAAGGAUGAUGGAACAAUGGGUAUGAUGAGUCCAGAAAGUUUGGAGCAACGGUAA